Cyphomyrmex costatus is the source of this 1111-nucleotide messenger RNA. It is a transcript of the gene p53, whose product is annotated as transcription factor p53. Gene Ontology annotation, molecular function: DNA-binding transcription factor activity, RNA polymerase II-specific; RNA polymerase II cis-regulatory region sequence-specific DNA binding. Lineage: Eukaryota; Metazoa; Arthropoda; Insecta; Hymenoptera; Formicidae. Gene Ontology annotation, biological process: apoptotic process; regulation of transcription by RNA polymerase II. The transcript is spliced from 3 exons. Gene Ontology annotation, cellular component: nucleus. Bases 86 to 1111 code for a protein of 341 amino acids. The record is from RefSeq and is a predicted model, not a curated record.
UUGGGUUGAUUGAGAUGCGACUGCACGUUGAUCGGUUCGAUUUAUACGUCCUUCUUCGAUUGAUUUUCAACUGUGAAUUGCAAACAUGUUAGGCGUGAAUGUUGUUUCAGAUUCUCAGGAAUCUGCAUUAAUGGAUGACGAAACCUAUAAGGAUAUAGAGAAGACUUUCGGUGGUACAUUGCCAUUGCCAGAAGACAUGAACGAAUUUGAGAUUCUAGAAGACAACAAAUAUCCCAUAUUCACUCAGUCCACAGAUAUCUCUCCGGAAAAGAAGUUAAAAAGUCAAACAGAGGAAGAAAUUUAUUAUCCAUAUCUGUACACCAAUUAUUUAUGCACAUUAAAUUUUCAAUAUACCUUGGCAGAGAAUGGUGGACAGGAUUGGGUGUACUCUCAGAUAUUGAAAAAAGCGUAUGUAAAAAUGGAAAAGACACUGCCUUUACGAUUUACAUGGGAACCAACUACUUCCGGUUUAUUCUUGCGUACAAAAUUAGUUUUCGUGUAUGAGCAACAUAAAAACGAUCCAGUAAGACGAUGCCCCAAUCAUAUAGCAUCGACCAGUUAUAACAAUGAAUUAGUGGAUCCAGAAAGAAAACAUGUAGUCUACUGCGUUAAUCACGCCGCGAGUACCUACGAAGAGGAAAAUGAACAUCUUUCCAUCUUAACACCGCUUCGUACACCCGAGCCUGGCUCGCAAUAUGUAGCCAUGUGUUUCAAGUUUUUUUGCAAAAAUAGUUGUCCAUCUGGUAUGAAUCGUAGGGAGACUGAGUUAGAAUUCACGUUAGAAGAUAAAAGAAAGAAAAUUUUAGCUCGGCAAACAUUAGGAAUUAGAAUAUGUAGCUGUCCCAAACGCGACAAAAUAAAAGGCGAGAAUGAUUUGGAACGAUCAAUAUCUGUCAAAAGAGAAAUUGCUUUAACAUCUGGUAAAAAGAUACCGUCUUAUGACACGCAUGUUUAUAAAGUCGAAUUAGAUAUCGUUGGUAAAGAAAAUUAUUUAUCAGUUUAUAAACAUGCAUAUGAUAUUAUGGCCGGUCAAGCAGCGAGAACUGGCCAGCAUGAAUGUUUUAAGCCAUAUAUGGAUGAAAUAUCACGCAAAGUGCCUUUAAAUCAUUAA